CUUAUUUCUAAAUGUACCGAGGGACUGAUAACAUAUUGUUACGAGAAUCAGAAUUCUGAUAAGUAUUCAAACUAAAUGCUGGGAUGUUUUAGUGGAAUGCUCGACAUGAAAUGUUCUACGACAGGUUUUGCGCUUACUGCAUGGUUUGCUUUUCUGACGUGCACUGAUUCCAUUUCAGUUAUUGGACCCACUUGCUUCAGAUGUGAUCGAGAAGUACUGCCUACGACGUGUUCUGACGUUGUUACAUGCGGUCCACACGAGACAUGUGCAAUCGAGAAAGGGGUCGACUUCUUAAACGAUGAUGUGUUUUGGUCAGGCUGCAAAGACAAAAGGGACUGUGCAAGUAACAAAAAGAGAAGCUCUCCAGAUGACGUCACUGUCACGUGCUCAACUUGUUGUGAUGGCAACUUUUGUAACUCUGAGGGCUGUGGAAAAGGAGGAUUCCCACAAGGUGGGCAACAUGUUUGUUUUAACUGUGCCAAUAUGACGUCACCAUCAAAUUGUUCCCAAGUUGCCAUGUGCCAAAAGGACGAGGUUUGUUUCCUUGAAGAAGUGCCACACAAACUCGGUGUUAUCUACCAUUCCGGUUGUAGGAAUUUGCCGGACUGUAAAACCAGUCGGUCGUGUGGAGGUUGUUGUCUUGGAAACUUUUGUAAUUCUGGGUGUAAUCCCUAUGACAACCUUAAGCCUCCCUACCAGUACGUGACCUUGACCAACGCCCCAGGACUGCACUGGAUUACCCUCCUUCCUCAACAGUGACUGUUCAGCGGUUAUCCCCCUUUUACGAAACGCAUCAACAAUUCUAUAUUGUGUCAC
This is a messenger RNA of Saccostrea cuccullata (small rock oyster), 816 nucleotides long. RefSeq lists its product as uncharacterized. The record is from RefSeq and is a predicted model, not a curated record. The transcript is spliced from 8 exons. The coding region runs from base 76 to 759 and encodes 227 amino acids. NCBI's taxonomy places the organism in Eukaryota, Metazoa, Mollusca, Bivalvia, Ostreida, Ostreidae.